GUAAGGACGACGAGUGAUAGCUGGCAGUUGUGAGCAGUGUUGCGUCCUGUCGAAAAUGAAGCUCUUCGUCGCGCUCUUGGCUGUCGGGCUGCCUGCCCUGGCCGCCGCCCACUCCUGGAUCGUCUGUACGGACUACCUGGAGAACAACGGCUGGUACUGGGAUGCGGCAAAGUGUCGGGCCUGGCCGAGAAAUGCAGAGCAGUACAACCUUCGUGACAGAGUGUUCGGGGAAGCAGGCGGGACAGCAGGCUUUGUCCACCGACUUGACAAUCAUCCCGAGCUUACUCCACUGUGUAACGAUCCAAGAGAUGACGCCAACAGUUACCAGUUACCCAUGGCGGCCUACUACCUGGGACAGAAGGUGGUUCUCACUCACCCAUUAAACAACCACGCCAGUGACCCAAACUGUGACAUCAGUAACAAGAGAGGCCGCGCGGACACCGAGAACCUGAUGUUUGUUGUGGACGGAGACGAGGACCCCUGCUGUAUCGACUCGGACAAACUCAUCCAAAUCAUGGACAUGGGGGUGUCGCCUUACAAUCAUGGUGAUGUACAGUUCAGCGAUGAAGUCCUCUCGACAUACCCGAAGGUCGGUUUCCAGAACGCGCCCAAGUUCUGUGAGGAUCCGGCAGACGCCAUGGGGACCUACAACUUCACUAUUCCUAUGGACAUGAAGCCAGGUCGUCACACCUUCGUCUGGAAGUGGAUUCGUGUCCCCUCAGUCAACCCCUUCACCACCUGCUGGGAGGCUGACGUGUUCGCUACGAAGGCCGAGAGGGACGCACACUACCUGGCCACGGGCCGGACCACGGAGGACAUGUGGGACUUCUAUGAAAUCAACACCAUCGUGGACGGGGUGAUCGUGGAUCCCGUGGAUCCUGUGGACCCGGUCAUCACUGGCUGAGUGAAAGCCAAAGUAUUGUCGAGAAAUAAAGGUUUCGUACAGCCGUAUCAAA
Messenger RNA from Branchiostoma floridae (Florida lancelet), 956 nucleotides. RefSeq lists its product as uncharacterized. The record is from RefSeq and is a predicted model, not a curated record. Lineage: Eukaryota; Metazoa; Chordata; Leptocardii; Amphioxiformes; Branchiostomatidae. The coding region runs from base 56 to 904 and encodes 282 amino acids. The transcript is spliced from 6 exons.